CUGUGUCGCGAUUUCUUCUCCACAGGACGCCGUUUUUGUCAAAACCCUCUCAAAACCCCUCCACAGGCAUCGGAAUCGGAAAUCGCGACGGUUAACGUCUCAAAAUGCGAGGCGCCUCGCUUCGAAACGUCGCCUCCGACGCCGCUCGGUUGUUUCUUCGUCGGAACUCGCCGGUGAACUCGUUCGGACGAGUUGACUCGGUGACACGUGAUUUCGGGGUUUUGCAUUCGAGGGCUUAUUUCCGUUCGCCUCAUGUUCUGGCAAGACCUAAGCCUGUGGGAAUCUCCGGUUUCUGCUCAUCGUCUUCCUCGUCCUCGACGGCUUCAACGGCGUCGGUUGCGAAGGUGGGUUUCGUCGGAUGGUAUCUGGGUAUGGUGAAAUCGCGUCCGGUUCUGACCAAGAGCAUCACAUCUUCGCUUAUUUACGUCGCCGCCGACUUGUCUUCUCAGACAAUUGCACAAACUUCAUCGGAGUCUUAUGAUCUGGUAAGAACAGCACGGAUGGCAGGAUACGGGCUAUUAAUUUUGGGACCUACGCUUCACCACUGGUUCAACCUCAUGUCCAGGCUCUUUCCCAAACGGGACCUGAUCACAACAUUCAAGAAAAUGGCCAUGGGUCAGACAAUCUACGGGCCUACCAUGACCGCUGUUUUCUUCUCCUUGAACGCGUGUCUACAAGGUGAAAGCACGGCAGAGAUACUUGCCAGAUUGAAAAGAGACUUGCUCCCUACUUUGCUAAAUGGUGUCAUGUAUUGGCCUAUGUGUGACUUCAUAACAUUCAGAUUCUUCCCCGUCCAUUUACAGCCUCUUGUCAGCAACUCGUUUGCAUAUCUAUGGACAGUCUAUAUGACUUAUAUGGCAAGCCGUGAGAAAGCAAGCGCGAUCGCGAGCUGAAACACCGACCCGAGUAUCUAUGGACACUGUUUUCAGGACACUAUAUCUCUGUUAUGUGAUGUCUUUUACCAGAACAGGGGACAAUAUAGAGUAGAACCCCUUUUAACCCUUAUUUCCUUACCAAGAAGGCCACUUUUGCUUGCAUGUGGUUGAAUUGAAGAAUGAAGAAAUGAGAUCCCAAAGAGCCCAACUUGGACUGCAGUUAGCAGUAGAGGCAGAAUUCUUUAGGAUUCGAUUUUUUCUUUUUCUUUUAUAUACUUUUAUAUAGGUUUCUGAUGGUAAAUGUAAAAGCUUGGACCAACUAUACACUUGGGCAUAUAUGCUUAUGUUAUGUCAAGCAAUGGGUUUCAGUUGCU
Molecule: messenger RNA, 1249 nt
Organism: Tarenaya hassleriana
Lineage: Eukaryota; Viridiplantae; Streptophyta; Magnoliopsida; Brassicales; Cleomaceae
Product: protein SYM1-like
Exons: 4
Coding region: 105-893 (262 amino acids)
Cellular component (GO): membrane; cytoplasm
Source: RefSeq, a predicted model, not a curated record